CUGUGUUCAUUGGUUAGAAUAGACUGAAUCUAGAAGUAACUUGUUCAUGAUCAACUUACAAGUGUCAUUCAAAUAACGUGAUUUUAGUGAACUUGGUGUAAAACUACAAGGCGCAAUAUGUUUAAGAAAUUUGACGAGAAGGAGAGCAUAUCGGGAGUCCAGCAGCUCAAGUCCUCAGUGCAGAAGGGCAUCAGGGCGCGCCUGCUGGAGCUGUACCCUCACUUGGACAACUACAUCGACCAAGUUCUACCUAAGAAGGAUACAUUCAGGAUUGUUAAAUGCCACGACCACAUCGAGAUUAUGGUGAACAGCGCUGGAGAGCUGCUGUUCUUCCGUCAACGCGAGGGACCCUGGAUGCCGACCCUCAAACUCCUACAUAAGUAUCCAUUUUUCCUGCCAAUGCAGCAGGUCGACAAGGGUGCUAUCCGCUUCGUACUCAGUGGAGCCAACAUCAUGUGUCCAGGUCUGACGUCGCCGGGAGCCCGCAUGAGCAGUGUAGAUAAAGGCCAGGUGGUAGCCGUCAUGGCCGAGGGGAAGGAACACGCACUGGCUGUCGGAUGCACCUCUUUAUCUACCGAUGACAUAGCCAAAGUGAACAAAGGUGUGGGCAUAGAGAAUUGCCAUUAUCUCAACGACGGCUUGUGGCAGAUGAAACCUGUGAAGUAAAUUAAUUACAAUACUAAAUUAUGCUUCCAGUGACUUAUUACUAAGCUUUCUUAAUAAACAUAUUAAUUGCUAAACUUG
Trichoplusia ni (cabbage looper) is the source of this 744-nucleotide messenger RNA. RefSeq names its product malignant T-cell-amplified sequence 1 homolog (gene MCTS1). The record is from RefSeq and is a predicted model, not a curated record. Gene Ontology annotation, biological process: formation of translation preinitiation complex. The transcript has 6 exons. Lineage: Eukaryota; Metazoa; Arthropoda; Insecta; Lepidoptera; Noctuidae. Gene Ontology annotation, molecular function: RNA binding. Bases 118 to 666 code for a protein of 182 amino acids.